This is a messenger RNA of Coprinopsis cinerea okayama7#130, 432 nucleotides long. RefSeq lists its product as hypothetical. The record is from RefSeq and is a predicted model, not a curated record. The transcript is spliced from 3 exons. Lineage: Eukaryota; Fungi; Basidiomycota; Agaricomycetes; Agaricales; Psathyrellaceae. Bases 1 to 432 code for a protein of 143 amino acids.
AUGGCGCUAGGCGUCGCGCUCCCUCCUCAAGCCCCGAUAAGACAGAAGACUCUUCAACAGGCGGAACUCGCAACGAAUUGUUAUCCAGUUCCGGGAGGACUAACUUGCAACCUUUACACCACAGCAUUCCGGGUGAAGAGGCACAGAAUGCUUACUCAAAACUCCCGAUUCUUCAAACACAACUUUGAAAUCGUCGCAAAUGCCGCAAGAUCCCAACUGGCGCGCGAGGAUCCGAGUGACACUGUGAUCUCGUCCAUGCUAUUUGGUCUGCGAAUCGCUCUCAGAGGCUCCAACCCUCCGCGAUACCGUGGCAUGUGCGACAUUGCGGUACUAUUCCUUGUUGUCUCCUUUGUCUGCACCAUAACCGGUGUCUUCCUUAUUGCUCCAAUGUACCUUGCGAGUGUGUCGUCGAGUGACAAGCCCCCCACCUAA